AUGGGUCAUGAAGGAGUCAAACCGCAUGCGUGUCCGGAUUGUGACCACCGAACAAUUUCUUUCGUGAACCUCCAAACUCACAUGAAGCUUGUGCAUAAGAAGAAAGUGACGAGAAAAUGGCAUACCGACGAACUGGGAACUCGCUCCUAUUCUUUGGUGUGUGAAGAACGUUUGCCAACUGGUUUACCAAAGCGUAAUGUGCCGGAGGCCGUGUCUCGUGGAUGGAAAAUGACAAGUGGAACGAUUGAAGUGUUGAUCCGUGUUCCGAUUGUGUGUGUGGAAAAUGUACGUCGGUGUUGUUUCUUGUGCGGGAUUGAAUCGGACCAGACCGCGUUCUCCGAGGAAUGUGCAUUGCCUGGAUCUGAUCAGACAGUUCACGAGAAAAUCAUUGGUCUUGCGUUGCGGAAAUCAGCACAGGACUGUGAUGACACCAAACCACUGUUCGAUGAAAAGUCCGUCGUCUGCCUCUCUUGCAUUCAAUUGGUCAGCACGAUUGAUUGCAUAGAGAAAGAAUUGACUGCUUUGACCGAAAAAGUGUGGAAUUUCCUGGGGAAGCAUUCGAAGACAAGAAGUUGUCGGGCUGUGAGACCGGUUCCGGGUAAAUCAGUUGCCCCUUGUAUACCCGAGUCGGACAAGAAGUCAGAAAAUUCUUUUGAGCAUUUUGACGAUGUGCAUUCAAAUUUGGAGGUGAAACUCUCAGAAGAAGACCAUGAUUUUGAUUGUGGAGGUGAAGAACUCGAUGAAGACUCCGGGGAUGGGGAAGAAGAAGAAGACCCUGAUUGGGGCGAAGAAAACAGGCGGGUUUCUCGUCGAGGUCGAAGUGCAGUGCAGCUUGAAGAGAAACCGUCGGAUGCUUCUUCUGGAAGGGAUAAAGUUAAAUCCACGCGUGGAAGACGACGUGUCAAGACACGUUCAUCUCCGAAAGAAGUUGCGUCUUCGUCACCAAAUGCGAGUAACGCGCGACGGAAAACAUCGUUCAAGAAAGGAAUGCAAACCAUGAACAGUAUUUUCCGUGGGGAGAAACGCAUAACUUCCUUGCGGGCUGCUAAAGUGCCGUGUCUGUUUAUGUGGUUCAAUUUCCGAUGUCGAAUUUGUCACGUCGAGUCUGACGGCCCCGAAACAUUCCUGGAACAUCACGUGAAGAAUCACGCGGGAUUGGCUCCGUUUGUGUGUCACUUGUGUUUGGCGCGUUUCGAAAAUGCCGAAGAAUUCCAAAACCACGUCGUUUUUGAAGAGACUGAAAUGGGGGCCAUGAAGGAAUUCGUGUGUUUCCCGUGCAAACAAGACUUCUCGUUACCCCACGUUAUGGAUCGCCACGUGGAGUCGGAACAUGGUCCGAAUGACUCGAGUGGGUUCGGAGGAGACGAUGAAGGCGAAGACGUGGUUGUGAAGCCUUACCAGUGCAACGAAUGCGGGGGACUGAAGUUCCGAACGUAUCAAGAUUUCAUCUUGCAUCGGACUGGGGAAUUUGAAUCCCACUUGGAACCGGAGUUUUUCAGGAGCUUCAAUUGCAUUUUCGAUGCAUCCAGCUGCGGUUUCAAGUGUCGCUCGGAAGCGGAGUUGAAGCUUCACUUGAUGCUGGUUCAUCAGUCUGAGCUUGUGUUCAAAUGUCCUCGUUGCGGGAGUGAAAAACAUGUGAAUGAAACGCAUGUUUUGAAGAAACCAUAUGAAUGUGCCAUUUGCCAGAAGCAGUUCGCUUCGAACUAUCAGCUCAGAGCUCACAAGGAAUAUCACAAGGAAAAAGACGAUCGUUUAUGUCCAAUUUGCGGGAAAACGAUCAACAGCCAGCCGAUGUCUGUCCAUAUUCGUUCGGUUCAUAACAAAGAAUAUCGACUCAAGUGUUCUUACUGCGACGAGAGGUUCAAAUAUUACACUGUCAAGACGUAUCACGAACGACGAGUUCACACCGGGGAAAGUUUGAAAUGUGAAACCUGUGGAAGAGAAUUUGCAGCCAUUUCGAGUCUGAAGUCUCAUCGUUUUCGAGUUCAUGGCGAGCGUUCUUUGAAAAUUCAUACUUGUCGCAUGUGCAACAAGGAGUUUCCAAGUCGACAGAAAUGGAAAGUGCACGAAAUGAGCCAUAAUGGCCUUAAGCCGCAUGCGUGUCCUCAGUGCGAUCAUCGAACUCUGGAAUUCAAGAAUCUCAAAACACACAUUCGCCUCGUUCAUAAAUUGAACGUGAACCGGGUGUGGCAUACGAACGAAGUUGGCCAGAAAUCGUACACUAUUGUCGCAGCCGACGUGUUUGUGGAUUGGUGUCGCAGUGACAUGGAACACAACGUUCCCGUUGUGUUCGUUGUGCCAGCGCUUGAACUCGGGUUGACUCGUGGUGCGUGUAUGAUAUGCGGUCUCGCCGCAGACCGAACGACGUCUGUCGAAUCAUGUUAUCUUCCUGCUUCCGGCAUCGCCAUGGCCGACAAGAUCCGAGAGCUUAUUCUGCGUGUUCCUGGCCCUCUUGAAGCUGAUUCUCUGGCAAACAUGAAGAGCUCCACCGUUUGUGCUGCUUGUGCCCAAUUGGUGAACACCAUCGAUUUUCUGGAAGUUGAAGCGGAGAAGAACUUCAAUCAGUUUUCAACCCUUCGGAGCUCUUCCACUGCGACAGUACCUAUCGUCAAGAUUGAGAAUUUGCCUGUCCAAGAAACCAAAGAGGUCGUCGUUGCCUUGGAUGAUUUUCGCAAAACCAGGAGCAAAACUCGGCCCACUGUAACGCCGGUGAAGAAAAUUGGGCGACGCGUAGGUCGACCUCCGAAAUCAGCGAAGAAGAAUGGUGUGAAACAGCGGAAGCGUUCGUCAAGUGAAGAAGACAGCGAGGAUUCAUUGUACGAAGCUCCUGCUGUGGCUGCCAAAAAAGUCCCGCCAGCUCGUCCGCAACGAAGAAGCACUCGGAGAAGCGUAAGCGUUGGAAACAAAACGGUUGACGAAGAUGCGGCGAAUCUCGACGAGAUAGUGACGAAGUUGGAGCAGCAGCAGCAGCAGGAGCAGCAGAAUGACGAGUCAUCAUUGUUCGACGCUGUAGUCGAAGCGUUUGAUGAGGGAUCCGACGACGAUUCCGAAGAGGAUGACGAGCAUGAGGAUCCUUGUGUGAGUGGGGAUCAGGGAUCGGAUAGCUCGAAGCGUUCCUUGUACAGCCUGGCGGUUCGAAAGGUCUUUGGUCUCACGGUGAAUCCGCAGUCGAACAAGUACAAACUCUUGCCUGGGUUGUCCAUGUGGUUCCGAUUCCGGUGCAGAAUCUGCGGAGCGGAGUGCAAAGAUCCGGAAAAUUUGCUGUCGCAUCACAACGAGCAUCACGCUUCGGAUUCGUUGUUUGCGUGUCACUUCUGUUUCAUGAAGUUCAACGAGGCGGAGGAUUUCCAGCAUCACGUGUUCUUUGAGGAGAUCAUGAAAAGCGAACAGAAAGAUUUUGUUUGCAAACACUGCGACGAGGAUUUCUCCAAUCCGAGAAGAUUAGACACUCACGCCCAGGGCUUGGAAAGUAAUGAUAAGAAAUUCGCGAUCGUGAAACCGGGGGUUGUGAAACCCGAACAUUGUUCCCCGUUCCGUUGUGACGAAUGCAACGGAAUCGAAUUUGAUACUUUUCAAGACUACAUUGUGCAUCGGACUUCGGUGAACGAGAACCACGUGGUGCCAGAAUUCCCGUUGGUUUUCCGUUGCAUCGUGACGAAAGAGUGUGAUUUCAAGGGUCGGUCGGAAGAGGAUCUCCUACAGCACGCACUCAAGGUUCAUCAGACGAAACAUGCCAUAUUUUGUCCUCGCUGUCGAUGUGCGAAGAAAUCCUUUGUCAGAACUGCAAGACACGUUGUGGAGUACGAGUACAGUCCAAAACGAUAUUGUGAUGAAUGUGCCGAAUUUUUCAGGGAUUCUGAACAAAUUGCAAGACACAAGAUGAUGACGCAUGCGAUGCGUUCUUCCCACAUUUGUGACGAAUGCGGCAGAGAGUUCUCCAGCAAAAGAAUUCUCGUUCGACACAUGUUGACACACAAGACGACAGAAGGUCCCGAGAGACCUUGUAAAUUAUGUGGAAAGCUCGUCAAAGGAUUUAUGACGGAACAUGUGCGCACAUUCCAUGCAUCUGCGAUGCGUCUGAAAUGCGAAUUCUGUGAUGCGAGAUUCUUGUAUUAUGGAACGAAGAAGAAACAUUAUGAACGAUUCCACGCGUCACAAGUCGAAGCCGAAAUGCUGCAGAAAUGGCAAUUGAAAGAUGACUCAGCCCAAGAACAAAGUGCAACAGCGGAAGGGUCAUCGAAUGAUUUGAAAUCCGCCGCGAGAAUGCAACUCUACACGGACAAAAAUUCGGAAGUCUUCAAAGUAUUCGGCAUCACCCUGAAACUGGGUUCACAUCGACUCAAAGACAUGCCGGGUUUGUCGAUGUGGUUCAAACUGCAGUGCCGACUCUGUGGGCACCAGGCUGGAAAUCCCGAAGUAUUCCUUAAUCACCACAAGCAGCACCACGAACCAGCGGCUCUCUUCGUGUGCCAUUUUUGCUUGUCUUCUUUCAACGACGCCGAGGAAUUUCAGAAUCACGUCUAUUGCGAGGAGCUGUUGAAGACUGUGCGGAAGGAUUUCAUUUGCUGCUUGUGCAAUGUGGACUUGUUGAACCCGAGGCGACUGGAUGUACAUAUGCAGACUGUCCAUGGUGCGGACCAGAGUUCAAUGGAAGAAGUCACGUGGACGCCGUUUCGUUGUGACGAGUGCGACGGACUUCCGUUCAAAUCUUACGAAGAAUUCAUUUAUCAUCGGGCUGGAGAUCAUCCUAAUCAUGUGGUGCCCGAGUUUUUGGAGGUCUUUUCUUGUGCCACCACACCCGGUUGUAUGUUCAAGGGUCGCAAUGCGGAGGAGUUGUUGGAACAUUCUGAUAAAGUUCAUGACAACAAAAAGCCUUUCGUUUGUCCGCGUUGUAAAUGUGAAAAGAAAACAUUCCGACGUAUUGCCAGGCAUAUUGUUGAGCUGGAAUACAAUCCAAAACGCUAUUGUGAUGAAUGUGGAAUAUUCUUCAAGGACUCGGACCAAGUUGAAAGACACAUAAACAUCACUCACCUGAAACGGUCUCCGCAUGUUUGCGAAGAGUGUGGGAAAACGUUCAUUUCCAAACAUCUUAUGAAGCGGCAUAUGCAGCAUCACAAGCCUAGAUUGGACAAACUGUGUCCGAUUUGCGGCAAAUGUGUCAAGGGAUUCUUGUCUCAUCACGUACGAGCAUUUCAUAAUCGCGAAAAACGAUUGAAGUGUGAAUUGUGUGACGAGAGGUUCCUGUACUACAGCUCGAAGAGAAAACAUUUUGAUCGGGUUCAUGCGGUCAGAGACGAGAAGUAUCCUAAUACAUGCAAGGAAUGCGGGAAGACUUUCGCCUGUCUUGGGAAUCUAAAAUCUCAUCUGUUCACUGCUCAUGCAAUCCGCGGUGUGACGACGUAUCCUUGCGAGAUAUGCGGCAAGGAAUAUACAGAAAAAAGACGUCUUGAAGAUCAUCAAUUACGCCAUCAGGGCGUAGAACGUCAGCCUGCUGAUCAAGACUUGUUUCUUUGAGGGAUAGUUGCAUCAUAAACAUUGAUGAUAUUCAUCAUGAGACCUGGGAUUUCCCCCCCGAGUAUUCCAUUCACAAUGGUUUGUAAAUUUUGUAAACAACUUAAGACGACUUUUUUUUAUUGUGAAAAACUGCAUUUGAUUUUUGUUUUAAUUUUGAGCUUGGUAUUGAGCCUGUGGAUUGUAUUAGUGAAGGUAUAAAUUAUGUGGAUGUCUUGUCAGACAA
Notodromas monacha is the source of this 5737-nucleotide messenger RNA. The record is from the annotation of a GenBank genome assembly. NCBI's taxonomy places the organism in Eukaryota, Metazoa, Arthropoda, Ostracoda, Podocopida, Cyprididae.